AUGGCAUUCAAGGUCCCUGUAAAAUCCAUAUUGAAACAACCCGGACCAAGACCAGACGAAGCAGAAGCAAAAUCCGCCCGCGACCAAAAGAACUACACCCUCGCCUUACAACACGCCCGCAAAAUCCAAGCCCAAAAAGACUGGCAAAUCCGGAUCGUGAACGCCAUCCAAGUACUCCUAGACUAUCCCACCACAUCGCAUCAAACGGGAGACGAAGUAGAUGCAUCAAAAUUCAUCGUCCUAAUUCAGCCCUUCCAACCCUCGGACCUGGACGCACUGAUAGAAGAACGUGUCGUUGAUGGGAAAUGCGGAUGGCCUCUCUGCUCCAACGAACCUCGGAGCGUGAGUCUAGGCAAGGAUGCAGAGUGGAAAGUAGGCAAGUUCAAGAUGGGGUUCUGUUCAAAUGCGUGUGCGAAGAAGAUGGCGUUUGUCAAGACGCAGCUGAGUGAGAUUCCGGUCUGGGAGCGAGAUCCUGGUAUCAGUAUCUCUAUCACGCUGCCCGAUGUUGUCGGGGUGGUGGCACCUGUGACGAAAGAUGAUUCUUCUGUGCCGAACGGCAAUUAUGAUGUGGCGAAUGCCAUUCAUGAGCUGGCCCUCGAACGCGGCGAAAAAGCUACAUCGUUCAGACCGAAUCAAGUUAUGCUGGAUCAAAUCGUUGAGAAGGCUGGUGUUGUGCAUAAGCCUUUGUCGGGCGUGCAUGGUGCAGAUGUCUCGAGUACUGCUAUUGAGGGCUAUGAGCCCAGGGUCAAGACCAAAGUUGGCUUUGUAGACGAGGACGAGGAAGGCAGCGAGGAUGGUGAUUGA
Recurvomyces mirabilis is the source of this 804-nucleotide messenger RNA. RefSeq lists its product as uncharacterized. Gene Ontology annotation, cellular component: nucleus; cytoplasm. Lineage: Eukaryota; Fungi; Ascomycota; Dothideomycetes; Mycosphaerellales; Teratosphaeriaceae. The transcript has a single exon. Bases 1 to 804 code for a protein of 267 amino acids. Gene Ontology annotation, molecular function: RNA polymerase II CTD heptapeptide repeat phosphatase activity; RNA polymerase core enzyme binding. The record is from RefSeq and is a predicted model, not a curated record.